Messenger RNA from Dentiscutata erythropus, 130 nucleotides. Lineage: Eukaryota; Fungi; Glomeromycota; Glomeromycetes; Diversisporales; Gigasporaceae. The record is from the annotation of a GenBank genome assembly.
ACAAAUUGGAAAUUUAAUUGGUAUUGCACCUUGGAAUUUGGUAUUAAUGCCACCACCUCAAGCUAAUAAUACAGAAGAGGCAGAUGAAGAAGAAUAUAAAGGACUAGCAGACCCACAUCAUGAAAAUUAA